ACACUGACACAAGCAAGGGAGGGGCUGCUCUGCUGCAAGAUACAUUAGAUAGAAUGAAUGCAACGAGCCUAAAGAACACUUCCUGUUGAUGCAAAAAUUGCAGCAGCAACUGCCGACACAUCUGGACUUGGAAAAGGGGGGGAGGCCUGGCUGUAGUGUUAGCGAGCUGCUGAGGGGAAUGGACAACAUCUAAAUGCCAACCUUCAAGACGGCUGUCGACAAACUGGAGAAACAUAUCCAAGAAAUGGACGACGGCAGCUACAUCGAGUUUGAUGUGCCGGAGUUCAGUAACACAGUUCUGACCCAACUCAACGAGCUGCGGCUGCAAGGGAAGCUGUGCGACAUCAUCGUCCACAUUCAGGGCCAGCCAUUUCGAGCUCACAAGGCCGUCCUGGCAGCCAGUUCACCCUACUUCCGUGACCACUCAGCCCUCAACACCAUGAGUGGCCUUUCCAUUUCAGUCAUCAAAAGCCCUGAGGUGUUUGAGCAGCUCCUUGCGUUCUGCUACACGGGUCAUAUGUCCCUCCAGCUCAAGGAUAUUAUCAGCUUCCUCACGGCGGCCAGCUUUUUGCAGAUGCAGGCAAUCAUCGACAAGUGCACCCAGAUCCUGGAGAGCAUCCAUUCCAAGAUCAGCCUCCCAGUUAAUGCUUGUAGCCCAGAUAAAGACAGCUCGCAAAUCAGUCGCAAUGGUGUAAACGACAGCAACCUGUUCAUAAACCCUACCCAGAUCUCCCCCCCUUAUUACCCCCGGCAGAGCCAGGGAGUCGGUGAAGCUCGGUCGGAACAAGUAGGCAAAGGCCAGGGCCGGGUGCGGCAGCAGCAAGAGGAGGGGCAAUCAGAUCGUGGCAGUAGCGACGGCGUGUCAGAGCAUGACGCAGUCAUCGAAGGUGAAACCGAGCAAAUAGAACUGAUUGGCAAAGAUGGGCAAGUCACAGAUGUGCAUGUGAAGGUAGAAAAAAACGACAAGCCAUCUUGCUCAGAUAGUUCUUCGGCUGGCGACGAUGGUUACCACACAGAGUUUGUGGACGGAGAACAAAUUGUGGCUGUAACCGUGGGUUCCUACGGCCCAGUCAUCCAGCCUGCUGCCUAUUCUUACUCAGGGCUGUCCUCCUCCUGCUUCGUCAACCUCAGCAACUCCAGUCCUUCUCGCUCCAUCCUCAGCGGCUUCAGAGGCGGGAGAGCCCGAUCAAAGCGCCCAGUGGCUAUCCCAGCAGGGGUCCUGAGUCAAAUGAAACCCGCUUCGGACGACACCGAAUCAGCCGUGGGCUCCGCGGGCUCCGCGGGGUUGGAGAAUGACGUGCGAGAGCGCAGCCUCCGGAGCCAGUGGUACCCGUACAACGAAAGACUCAUCUGCAUCUACUGUGGAAAGACCUUCAAUCAGAAAGGGAGUCUGGACCGCCACAUGCGCCUGCACAUGGGAAUUACCCCAUUUGUUUGUAAGUUCUGCGGCAAGAAGUACACGAGGAAAGACCAGCUGGAGUACCACAUCCGUGGCCACACAGACAACAAGCCCUUCCACUGUCAGAUCUGUGGUAAAUGCUUCCCAUUCCAGGGCACCCUUAAUCAACACCUGCGGAAGAAGCACAUGGGAGCGUCGGAGGCUAGCAAUCACACGGACUCCCCGGAGAGAACCGAGGAUAGCUCAGGUCAAAAGGACCAGGGAGACACACCAGAGGGGAUGGCCUAUGAGGCGCAGUAUGCGGAAGAGGCACCAGCCAAUGAGAUGGAGGAGAGUUCCAAAUGCAGUCCAGAGGAGGCUCAGGCAUCGAGAUGUGAUUUUUAAGGUCCUGCUUCAGGUUAUGGAAGCUUUAAGAUAUGAUUAGUUCAACUCAAUCUAUAGGACUCGCUUUCUUUUUUUUGGAAUCCCUCUGCUACAAACCUUUCUUGAUACAAGCGUUUCUGUCAGUUUUUUUUUUUUGUAAAGUUGAUGCGGAGAAUGAGUGAAAGAAAGUGGAUGCUUUAUUAUAGAAAUUCUUUCAAGCAAAGGGAGUCACAACGUACUAUUUUUGAGGUGGUCCCAGUAAUCAAGACCUCCAGUUGAUUGCUCUUUUUAUCUUUCCAUGUUUUUUAAAAAAAGAAAAAAUAUUUACAGAGUUAUAUAGGCAUGUUGCAAUAAUUGAUAAUGUGAAAGCUCUGGUAAGAUGCUUGUCAUAUCACCUUUUUACCUGACCUCUUUUUGCACAUGUGGCCACUGGAGGUCACUUACUCACAAGGAAUGAUUUUUCUGCCAGUGCAAAGCUUCGUGUGACAUAUCCGUUUAAUACCUCAUGUUGUAACUACAUACUCAUAACAGACAGUAUUUUAACUUCAGUGAAACUCACCGGGUUCUACCUCAUAGCCAAGAACCUAGCCGGCACAGACGUGUUCACCGUUUGAAAUCCGUUUUAGCUUUUAUGUACAGUUUAUCUUAUUGCCAAACGCUGUAACACUUAUUCUUUUUACACAAAGCCUUGAUACUAGGGUGGGAAAUAUUCCUUGCUGAUUGUAUGGAUUAGGGACAAAGUCCUUGUCAAAUGUCUACGGUCAGCCAGGUUAAAAUUAUGAUCAAGAAGGUGCUAUGUUAGGAGUGCAUUAAAUCUGCUAGCUUACUUGUGUGCUUCUGGCAAAUAUUGCGGACAAAUAAGAGACUGGCCCUGUUAUGAUUUCAAGAUACAUUUUUACUUUCUGUCUGGCAAUACUUGCUUUACAAAAACACUUCAGGAUUUUAUCCCACAUCACUACUGGAAGUCUCACUCAGUUGGUCCAGGUGUGGUUUUAGAUACUGUCACCCAUGAAAUGGGUGAAAUAUGUCCACGAAGUUAAGUCACAUGUAUACCUCUUUACCCUGUAGGCUAAUUUACAAUGAAUUAACAUAUGUGUGUGUGUUUUAUAAAGAGGAAGACUUCCAAUGUAAUACUCAGUAUCUGACAGAGACAAGCGUAGUUGCUGUUAACUAAGCACAGCUUAGGGACCAGCUUGAACAAUAUGCAAAAAGAAUGAACAAAGGAAUCUCAGCCAUUGCCUCAUGGUUUAUAUCCCAUCAUUUAUAAAAGCUCAUUUUGUUUUCUUGUGUUUGUUGGGAACCCAAUUAGAAGUGUGUUCCUCUGUGUCAUCGUCGUAGAUGUGGCAUAGCUGAAUUAAGGUUAAAAGAUAAAUAUGGAAAUGUAGUCAGUUUUUAAAAGUAUUAGUGCACUUUGCAGAGUUAGGUUUCAGCUUAGUGCCAGCCCACCGAUUAAAAGAGCAGAACUUCGUUUUGUCGUUCUUGAUGCAUAUUUGGAGUAUAACUUCAGUCAGAGAAAAGUGCAAAAACUUUGUUGCCAUUCUGAAAUCUUAUAAAUACUAUUGGCUUAAAGUCAUGCAUGUGGCAUGACUUUUUUAUUUUAAUUAUUUACCUAUACUCAUUGUGUUAUUUGGGAUCAGGAAAGGGGAUCUUAUUAUGUAUAAAAAGGCGCUUAAAGUGCCAAACUAACUGUUUAAAACUUAGCCGGGGGGUUCUGUUUGUGCUACUCUGCUUCUUUAUUUGCCAUCCAGCUGUUAAAUGCCUUUUUUGUGUGUGUGUGCGUGUGUGUGUGUAUUUUUAAAGAACACCUGCUAUAGACUUUAAUUUUCUCCUAUCUGGGCCAUAUGUUGAAUUUUAUGCCAAUGAACUGAAAAUUGAUUACAUUAUAGUUUAUCUCAUAUAAUUUCCAUAAUUAUUGUACGUUUGGUGGAAGAUUCUGUUAUUUGCUUUUGCCUAAAAUUACGUGAGAUCUUUAUCUCGCUACUUCUCUGAAUGUCCUUACGUCAUCUUUACGCUUUUAACGGAGGAGAUGGUGACACCAAAAUGUGGAGAAUUUCUCUUAAAUCAGUAUGGCUCGCUUUACUUUAGCAGUGUGUACAAACCAAGCGCACACUUUCACUUAUCACAAGCAGUCUGUCAGCCUAUAAAUGUUUACCAAGUACAACUUUAUAUCUGUCAAACGCUGGCAACGUUUGUCAGCUGAUCUGACCUCAUCAAUACAAGUUGCUGACUAACAUAAAUCUUUACCAUGAUCUUUACCAGUCUAAAACUAAAACAUCCAUACGCGUUAGAAUCAUCUGUUGAAUGAUGAGUAAAAAAAAAACAAAAAAAACGGUUAAAUUAAUCUUGUGCCAAGACAUUACACCAAAGACUAAUAGGUGAUUUUUAGAGUCCGUUUUGAUUAUACUAGUUUAAUGCUCAGUAAUAUAGGAUAAGGUGAUUGCUAUUUGCAAGUUUGGUUUCUCAGCUUAUAACAAUCAAUUGUGAAAGAUUUAAAGAACAUUUUCAAUAGGUAAGUCAGUAAUGCUAUAUUUUAAGCCAUAGAAAAGUUCGAUAGGUUUCGUAAUUAUUAAGUCUGCAAAAAGAACAAAAAGAGAGAGAGAACAGAGUGGCAUCCUAAACCUCGUGCCUUGCCACAAGCUUUAUACUUUAGAUCCUGGCACUUGGAAAUGUGCCUCUUUCUUGAGAAUAUGAAAUAAAAUGGCCACAACUAAAAUUAGUGUCUUGCCCAACAAUCAACAUCAAAUUGCUUCGUCACCUGACAGCCAGUCAUUUUCAGCGUAUUUCACUCGUGGUGUCAGAACACAAGGGUAGUUGUGAAGUGGAAGGAACACGAUGUAAAGCUUUCAACGAAUAACAAAACCUGAAAAGUGUGGUGUGCAUUUCGUACCCACCCAGCUCAGCGGAUAAUUUGCUGACGUUGAUUCUACCUUGAGGCGCGUCUCUACCACUAUUGCGUUUCAGAUCCUGCCAACAGUUUACCUGUGGAUUGAAAUCUACUUUUAGGUUUUGAACAUUUUAAUCCUCCUGCUGUGACUCAGGCUGUGUUCAGUCUUUUGCAACAUCCAAUUGCUUCUUUUGCUAAUUAAGUGUCCCCACACCAUGAUUCUGCCACCACCAUAUUUCACCAUACAGAUUAAGUGUUCAGGGUGAUAUGCAGUGAUACACAGGGCAUUUUACAGAGCAUAUUCUUUCACUUGUUUUCAGAGCUUGUUACCAACAUUGAACUGAAUUUACAAAAAAAAAGUCAACACAUCUCCAUAAAUACCAGAUUUGAGGAUAGUGUUGAUAAUAGUUGUCCCGGCAACACAAGUACUCACCUGAGCCGUGGUUAUCUGUAACUCCACUAGAGUUACCAGGAAUUGUUUAAAUACAUUGAUGUUUUUUUUUCCCCCCGUCGGGAAAAAAAAAAAAAUAAAUCUAAGUGCCACUCCUCAAAUUUCUCUCUCCCUCUCUACAUAUAAAGAUACUUCCUUCUAUUUCACAACUACAUACUACAUUUUUUCAAUUUGAAAAAAAUCUCAAAUUACGCAGUGAUUUCUGGUUGUAGUGUGAUAAAUUAUUCAAAAGGUUAUGAAUACAACAUUAAGGCACUGUUAAAGUGUGUACCAAGAAUGAGUUGAGCCUAAAUGUAAUCUUUGUAUUGGACUCAGCUAAAUCUAGUCUCUAACUUUCACCUAGUCUUUUUUUUUUUCUUUCUUUCUGCUUUUUUGGGGCAUGGGGACGGGCCACUGAUUUUAACUGAUCUUUGUAGCAGUGGAUCGCAAUCAAACAAGGCAGACUUGUUUCCAACAAGCCAACCGACGGCCCCGUGUUCGCAGACUGUACUCGGACAAUCUGAGUUAUGCACUGUAUUUGAAGCAUUUCAGUGAAGGAAGAUGAUGCAUGAAAAACAACAAUCUACUUCCUUUUUUUUUUUGUUAUAUUGGAGCAGGAAACUGCCUGAAUAUUCAGCAGAUAAUUAAUGAAUAUUUGUGCGGGUGGGGGGGAAAUAAAAAAAAAAGCUUAUCCUCAUAUACUGUAGCCAAAUUGCACGUUGCUCAGCCAGAAAAUUAUAAAAAUGCUAACUGAUAGAUUUAACUUAAGUUUUCUUGUAAUUGUUUCAUUGACUGUGCACUUAUAUUUGUCGAAACUACAUACCAGUUCCAACCGGAAAGUCUACUUUAUCUCCUUAUUUACAUUUAAGGAACUCAGUAAUAGUUCCCACAGUUAUUUUUGGUAAGUAGGUAGGGAUGUUGUUCUCUUAAGUGGUGCUUUUAGCUUAUUAAAUUAUGUAUUCAUGAUUGGUGAAUGGAGGCAGAAUUGUUUAAAGGCUUUUUAUUUUAUUAUUUUUUUUUAAUAAACCAUAGCUACUUCUUAGAUAGUACACACUUCCAGAACCAACUGAACUUGAAACACUUUCAGAUUGGCUCUUUGUCAGUUUUUAGGUCCACCUCUUCGAAAGGAACCGGAGAUGCAUUUUGGGCCACAAGUAAUCAAAAGGAAGUGUUUACAAGGAAGGCUGUCAGACUACUUCUUUUUAAAAUUGCAGCUCGUCCUAUUCCUUUUAUAAUAAACUCACUUCAGGUAGUUAACGAACACUGAUACAGGCUUAAAAAAAAUAAAAAAUCACAAGUCUUCCAUAGCUUUUCAGUCAGUUUCUGUCCACUAUGUAUUAUUGAAAGAAAAGCAAUAACCUCUUUUUUUUUUUUAUUUGAGAGAGAGAUCGUGGGGUAUUGGGAUCAUCAAGCCUAAUGAAAUAUUGGCCUGUCAUGUAUCAAACACAACAAUGUCAGGGAGCGGAUGAGCUGAAGUAGGACCAGGAUGAUUUUAAUACUGCUUUAUCUUUAUUUUUUUCUAUUUUGUUUUUUUUUUUAUAAUACUUUGGAUGGUUUGACUUUACUUUUCACAACAACAAUAACAACAACAACAAAAAAGAAUAUUCGAUCAAAGGUUUUGUUGUUAAAGAGAUGUUUCAGAUGCUCAUCGAGAUGCAGAGGGAGUCGGUGAACUGCAGCAGAAACUGGGCGCUCAGCGGCACCGUUUAUGUUGGUGCACGUCCAGCUGAGUGAAACAAUGAAAGGGAUUUUCGGGCUGUAUCGCCACUGUAACGGAGCGCGGGGCAAAUGUGUUGAGGUUCGGCGAUCUCCGGCGGCUCCUCAGGAUUCAAAGCUGUAGUUCAGGAUCGGAGGAGAACAGUGAACAGUUCCUCCUAACGCUUUCCGCCCUGCCCCUACACUCUGCACUAUAAAGUGUCUGACUCCCAUGUAUCUAUUGACAAGGCAAAAAAGAAAAGAAAAAUCAAAAACCUCGAACUCAGGGUAUAAAUAUAUUGAUAUCCUUGGACACCGGGGAACCCAGUCUUCAGUCCCCACACGUUCUGCCUCAUGCUCUCAGUGAGCCCUUAUUUCCCACAGAGCUGAAACCCGAGGCCCGCCGGAGACCUCGAACCGAACCAUGACAGCAGAAUGGACCCGGCUCCAGUUUUUUUUUUUUUUUUUUUUUGUCUGUCCACUCUAUACACACAACCUCACAACCCAACUGUGAACCUCAGAACUCUACUGUUUUGUACAACUAUGAAGUAAAUGAAGCUAGCUACAGCUAUAGACGUUGUAUCUAUUGCCAUUUAUGAAUUUAUUUUAUAGCAUGAAAUAGAUAUAUUUAUUCAAAUUAUAUAUUUUACUCAUAAUCAUUCUGUGCUGCUUCAUUUUGGUUCUUAAGCUUGUAAAUUGCCUUUUUAUUAUCUAAAAAAAAUGUCCAUAGAAUAAUGCGUUUGUAAAAUAAAGACGCUGAUUUGGC
Molecule: messenger RNA, 7537 nt
Organism: Poecilia reticulata (guppy)
Lineage: Eukaryota; Metazoa; Chordata; Actinopteri; Cyprinodontiformes; Poeciliidae
Gene: zbtb34
Product: zinc finger and BTB domain containing 34
Biological process (GO): regulation of transcription by RNA polymerase II
Molecular function (GO): protein binding; RNA polymerase II cis-regulatory region sequence-specific DNA binding; DNA-binding transcription factor activity, RNA polymerase II-specific
Source: RefSeq, a predicted model, not a curated record